AUUGUUUUUAAAUUCAUUUAAAUACGUUUGGAACACGAAAACUAAGAAGACUUGCCCUUCCCAAACGUUUUCACGUGAGUAUAUUUCCUAUAUAUCAUAUGUUAUAUAUGCGCAGUGAUCUAGAAAUUAUAGGCAUAAUAAAGGUAGUAUUUGAAAUAGGUCCUUUUUCUUUUCUAAGAGUGUGGGCUGUUUCCAUUUACAGAUAGUUUUUAUCAGUCUUGAGUUCAAUUAUCCUUCAUGUGUUGGCUAUUAUAAUAGAAAGUUCGGUGGGCGAGGAUGAAAUGCGAAGAGGGCACUGUUAAAACAGGGGGAUGGGAAGGUGUUCAAGACAGUGCCACUUUCUGGCUAAAAUUGAAGAAUUUAUACGGUAAAAUGUUGGCAAAAAAUUUGUUUCAUUCUUUUAUUAAUAUUCCUAGGCAAGUAUGCUCAAUAUAGCCCUGUUUUAACAGUGCCCUCCUCGAAUUUCACCCUCCCACACCAAACUUAGCUUAAAAUAUCCUCCUACGCCACAGCUGCAUACCUCUGCAUUAAGUGAAUAACUAUUUGCAUAACAGAACAUAUAAAUGAAUCAAAUGUUUUGCUAUGAAAUAUCAGUUGUGGUGUAAAUUCCUCAAUUUGAACCAGAAAGUGUAGCAUUGCCUUCCCUCUUUUUAAAAUUUUCCUGGGGGAAGUUUGCCCCAUAGUCCCCCUAGUUUCAACAGUGCCCUCCUCGAAUGUCAAUCCGCUCCCCUUCUAAUUUAAAAUAUUCUACUACGCCAUUGCUGCAUAUCUUCUGCAUUAAGUAAAUAAUGAUUUGCAUACAGUAUCAAAAGUCAACGCAGAUACAGACUGUUUCAAAUUGUGGAACAUGAUUUGUAUAUUACCCACAGUGAACUGCAUGUAUGAAAGUCGCCCAAAACCCGGUCCAUUAUCUGUGAAUGGCAAUACAGAGUUUUAUAUGAUGUAGAUUCAAAAGUGGUUGCUACCUGCUGGUCAAGUUAUGCAGUCUGAGUACGCUCAUGUGAUUAUGUAUUGUGCUCAAAUAAAGAAAACUGAUAUCAUGCUGAAGUUUUAAUCAUAUGAUUUCAUAGUUCCAAGUAUUUUGAAUAAUCAAGGUUUUGUUAUUGCAAAAUGAAACCAAAGUGUACACAGAAGGUCUUAAAAACUUCGCCUGUUUCUUACUUUUGAUUUAGUUGUUUACAUUGUGAGAUAAAUGUUAUAAAGGAAGAUCGUUGGCAUAUCUAUUUCUACAAUGGAAAGCAGAGCAAGGUUUUGUCAGCUGUAAAUAAUGGCUUGUUGCCCGACGGAAAAGAAUUAUGGCUACGACGAUAGCAGGUUUGAGAAUGACGUUGACCAGCACUUUCAUUGUUCAAUCUGCUACAAUGUUCUUAAAGAACCAAGGAUGUGUAGAAAUAAUGAACAUGUCUUUUGUCUUGCGUGUAUCAGUGAACAUCUGAAAGUAAAUUCCCAAACUUGCCCUGAAUGCAACGAACAUUUGAGUGUUGAUACGCUUCGUCGGCCGCGUUUGGUGAAUAAUUAUUUGUCUAAGCUGAAGAUUAAUUGUGAUUAUGCCAGUCGAGGAUGUCCUGAGUUUACUUGUGUUGCAGACCUCCAAACUCAUGUUGCCAAUUGCGAGUUUGCUCCUGUGUUUUGUUCGAAUGAAAAUUGUGGCAUGGAGAUUAAUAAGCAAGACCAGGUCCAUCAUGAGACUGAAAUUUGUGAAUACAGGAAAGUGAGAUCUUAUGACUAUGGCCAAAUACAAGAAGAUAUCGGUACAGUGAAAGGAAGUCUAAUAGCAUUCGAUGGGGAAGUUGAAGCAAUGGAAAAAGAGAUGGAAAAAAAUAUGGAGAUUAAUUACGUUGCAAUGAAAAGAAUUGUGGGGAAAUUGGAAGGAAGCUUAGAGGGAAUGAAUAAAAGGAUCCACGAAAAAGUGGAAGCAUCGAAGAAGAGUUAUAAAGAAAUGAAACAUGACCAACACGAAGUUAAGAAAGAAAUGAGAACUAUGAAAGAAAAUCUCUCAAAUAUGAACAAAGACGUGGACGAGUUCAAAGUCAUGAUGAGUCUAAUGUUAGAGAAGCUAAACAUGCUUGAAUCGCGUAACAAACUUCCAUUUCCUAGUGUGGGAAUGUUGAAUACACCAAAAGAAGAUAUUUUGAUUGCUGGUGGCUCUGGCUGCGAUUCAGGAUGUAGUGCAGAAAUAUUUUUCUGUGAGACGAAUGGUUGGUAUGAGGUGGCGGCAAUGAAUGAGAGACAUGAAGGAGCUUCAUCAUUUAUUUAUAAUGAUCAACUAUUUGUUGUUGGGGGAAAACAUAGUAAGACAAUAGAAACUUUGAAUCUCGAUGAGUUACCUUUGAAAUGGAUGGAAUUUUCUGACGAACUUCCUUAUGCAGGUGAUGAUCAUUCAACUGUUGUUUACCAACAGCGUGUCAUUCACAUUGGUGGAUAUAAUCGUGACGAGUGUAAAACGUCUAACUUGAUUAGUGAAUUGCAACUUACCUCACCUUGCACACUGAAAGAGUUGUGCCAAAUGCCCCAGCCACGAGAUUGUCAGGGCGCUGAGCCUUUUGAAGAUAAAGUCUUGGUCUUGGGAGGAGUACAUGAUAAACGUGGUAUUUUAGACAGUGUGUUGGAGUUUGAUCCAAAGAAGAAUGUGUGUAAAGAGCUGCCAUCAUUACCACAUCCCAUGAAGGAAAUGGCAACAGUUCGUUGGCGAGAUCAAGUAGUUGUACUUGGAGGUCGUGAUAAGGAUGAUCAAGUUCUGAAUGAUGUUUUCAUGUAUGACUGCAAGACGGGCCAGAUUACAGCCUUGCCAUCCAUGUUGAAGAAGAGAUAUAAAUGUUGUGCAGUUAUUACUGGAAAUACAAUUGUAGUCAUGGGAGGUGAGAAUGAUGAUGACUAUCUCAGUUCGGUGGAGUGUUUUACAAUGGGAGGUUGUACAUGGAAGUAUCUUCCCAGCAUGAAUAACUCCAAGUGUGAAGCAGUUGCUGAAGUUCUACCGUCAACAAGGUUAAGGAAAUCUGUGUAUGUUUGACAUUUAAGACCCAUUUAACAUUUGUCCGCAAAUUUAUAUUACAUCGUUUUGUUAAGAGGUAAAUUGACGAUUCCCCUCAUUACGUUUUUGUAGCGCUUUGCAUUGUGGUUAUAGUGGUAUCACUGAUAAAGAUAGCGGCCUCGAAUGAAAAUAUUGAAUGUUUUCGCGAAUAUUUUGCUGUUGGCUAUCGCGCACCUGAUCCUAGCUUUUUUAAAAAGUUCUUGCACGGGUCAGGAUAAAAAAUAAGCCAUCUUGAAUAUCAGUGAUAACACUAUAACCACAAUGCAAAGCGCUACAAAAACGUAAUAGGGGAAUCUAGUAUUCCACGCAUUUCUCUACCUAUAUAUAAGUUGGGAUUUCUGACUGAGGGUAAAGUAAUACAAAUAACAAAGUUUCUCCAAGCAACAUGCAAAAUUUGAUUCCAACACCAUGUUAUGAUCAAAAUGUUUUUGCAUAUUUUCUUGUCCAGUUUAGCUAAGUUUUGCCCAAAUAACUUCUUUAAACCAGUUUUUGUUGCAGUUAAAGCCAUUGUAAGUUCUUUGAAUGUUUGCAUGGCGAUAAAAUAUAAUUGUUUUUGUUCGUGGAAACACCAC
Paramuricea clavata is the source of this 3603-nucleotide messenger RNA. The record is from the annotation of a GenBank genome assembly. Lineage: Eukaryota; Metazoa; Cnidaria; Anthozoa; Malacalcyonacea; Plexauridae.